AUGGAACAGAAUGUCUCGGAGAGAAUCAUCAGCAUCCCGACAGCAGACCGCGAUAUAUUGAAUGCCUUAGACUGGAAAGACGGCAUUGGUACCUUGCCUGGUAGCAACAUACAAUUCCGUUUAAAUGAGUUUGGACUGCUAGAAAUCAUUACUGAAGUAGAAGCAGAAGCCAUAAAAACUCUUUCAGCCUCAGCAGUAAAUGCCAGCCCAACCAGCUUUGCUCCUGCUGCUAUCAACGCUUCCGCUGCCUCUAGCACUGAUUUGGAAGUGCCCAGAGAACACGUGCCCUGCUCCGAUUUCCAAACCUGUGAGCAAAUGGAUUGCUUUGAGAAUGGAAAGUUUUGUACUCAAACGGGCUCCCAGCAGCACAGGGACAGUGGUACGAGAGACAUUCCAGAUGAUUGCAGAAACAGGGGAAAUAGUAGAAAUCUUAAUACCAGCAGUGGCUGUCAGGUGAAUGAGGCUGACAGACCUGUCAAACGUCUGAGAAGGAAGAGAAGACUGCUUCUGGAGUCUGAGGAUGACGAGGAAAAUGCAGAUGAGGAUGAGGAGAAGAAUAAAUCAAAUAAUAUGAAAAGCCGCAGAAACACUAAACCAAUAAAACAAGUUCUUCCUGGAAAGAAGAAAGUAUGGAACUGGGUUUCCUACUUAGAAGAGGAACGGAUGCCAGCUGCUCCCCUAAAACUGUUCAGAGAGUAUCAGUCAUUCCCACAAGGCCGAAAUGGAUUUAAAGUUGGAAUGAAAUUGGAAGGGCUGGAUCCUGAACACCCCUCUCGAUUUUGUGUUCUCACAGUGGCUGAGGUGCAAGGGUACAGAAUGCGAUUACACUUUGAUGGUUAUCCAGAGUGCUAUGACUUCUGGGUUAAUGCUGAUUCCUCAGACAUUCAUCCUGUUGGCUGGUGUGAAAAAACAAGUCAUAAGCUGCUCCCUCCUAAAGGUUUCAAGGAGGGAGAAUUUAAUUGGACUUCCUAUUUGAAGAAUUGCAAAGCUCAAGCAGCUCCAAAAAGCCUUUUUAAGACCCUCAGCACUCCUGUCACACCCUCUGGUUUUCGUCUGGGAAUGAAACUAGAGGCAGUGGACAAGAAGAAUCCGUCGCUGAUGUGUGUCGCAACCAUCAUGGACAUGGUGGAUAACCGCCUGCUAAUUCAUUUCGAUAACUGGGAUGAGAGUUAUGACUACUGGUGUGAAGCUAGCAGCCCAUAUAUUCGUCCUGUUGGCUACUGCCAAGAAACUGGAACCCCACUGACAACACCACCUGGAUACAAGGAUUCCAAAGCCUUCUCAUGGGAGAAAUACUUGGAAGAAACUAGUUCCCAGGCAGCCCCAGCAAGAGCAUUCAAACUGCGUCCUGCUCACGGAUUCCAAGUUAAUAUGAAGUUAGAGGCUGUGGACAGAAGAAAUCCCAUCUUGAUAAGAGUGGCAACAAUAGUUGACAAAGACGACCAUCGCAUUAAGAUACAUUUUGAUGGUUGGGACCAAAAUUAUGAUUUCUGGGUCGAUGCAGACAGCCCUGAUGUUCAUCCAGUAGGCUGGUGUGCAAAAACUGGACAUGCUUUGCAAGUCCCUCUAGGUGCUGUUGAUCGAGUGGGAACAGUGGGACAAGCGUGUCCUACUCCAGGCUGCCACGGUAUCGGUCAUGUCAGGGGACCACGCUAUGGAACACAUUAUACGUUGGUUGGCUGCCCAUAUUCUGAUGUGAACCUCAACAGAGAAAACUUGUUACAGGACCGCCUGAGUGGGGAGAGACCUUCCCCUAGCAAUAGCAUGCAGAAAGCCAAGAGGCUGGAGACUCCUGCCCCAUUUCUGUUGGGAGCAGGAGAGUCUUCUCAGGAGGACUCUCCACAAUCCAGAAAAUCUGCACAAGACAGUGAAAAGUCAUGUCAAAGCAGUGUUCACAGUCUGUCGGAACAGUCUGAAAACAAUCAAGAGAGAGACUGGAUAGAAGAGGAUUCCUCUGCAGACAUCAAAGCCAAACCGAAAAAGCUUGGGUGCUCGCAUGCCUAUAUAAAGUUCCAGCUGGUGAAACAGGAAAGCAACGGGAAAGACCCUGAUUUGGAUCUCCAGCAGGCCCUCCACCAGUCCAUCUUCAUGCCUUCCCUGGCUUCUAACCCGACCCACCGCCUCCAUCUCUGCUGGGAGCAGCACUGCAAGCUCUUGCCAGAGGUCUCGGGCCUCACGGCCAAACACGUGGCCAAAUGGACUGUGGAAGAGGUGGUAAGCUUUAUCCAGCGUUUACCGGGUUGCAAAGAGCAAGCAUCUGUUUUCAGGGAAGAGCAGAUAGAUGGUGAGGCCUUCCUGCUCCUGAACCAGAGCGACAUAGUUAAAAUACUCAGUAUUAAGCUGGGUCCUGCCCUGAAGAUCUACAACGCCAUUCUCAUGUUCAAGUCUGCAGAAGACAACUGAGAAGAGCCCUUCGGCAGAGCCCGCGAGGAAUUGACAGAGAACAGAUCUUCAGCUGAGAGCGUUACAGCGUGUCAAACAGGCAGAUUGGGACUCAGAUGUAUUUUAAGUAGAACUUAUUAAAAAUAUUUUGAGGACAUAAAAAUCCUGCCACAGUCUGGAAUAUGGGGCAGCUUCACUUCCAAGAAGAGGAUGUUAUUAUAUUUUGUAAUUGAAUUUGGUUUUGAUAUAUCAAUCUCUUUUUGAGAUCUAGAAGAAACCUCCAGUUAUAAGGGGAAUCCAGGGUAACAUUGGUGGAGCUGCAAUAGCAAGAAGAAAGCUAAGAGUAAAAUGACUGUUGUGUCCAAUGAUAGUGCCUGAAAGAGAGACUGAGUUAUCACCAGCAUGUUUAAUAUAUUCUGUAUGUAUAAAAACUCUGAGAAAAGAGAGUAAGAAAAUAGGAAAAAGAUGCACUUCAGAGCAACUCACCUGUAUCCUUCAGUGCUGUGACUCAAGAGCUGACCUUUUCAGGACUGAUUUUUAAAUUCCGGUUUCUCCUACGGAUCCUAGUUGUUCUAAUACUCUUGGCUACUGGGCUGCUUACACCACAGCAGAAAGGUAGCAUGGGCAAAGGUUUUCCAUCAGUGAUGGCUUGCAUUGUUUCUGGUAACACGCAAAAUGUUCUCAUUCCUGUCACCAGAGAGCGGGAAGCAAGCCCUGUGUAGAUAGGCUUUGGGUAGGCAAAGAUCUCUCAUACAGAUAUCUCCCACAGGAGACAAAGAUAAAUAUUUUAGCUGUAAUUCUCCCAUCAGUGCUUUUGUGCAACUGCUGUCUGGACCAGGAACAUCUUACAGCAAAAUGGCACAAUCGGGAGCACUUGGGAAUUUGAUGGGUUCAUUCUUGUCCUCUCCACUGUCAGCCAAAUGCUAGGAAUAUGAAUUGGAAACCCAGCAGUGGCCAGCAUAUGCGUACAGAUGCAAACAGGUUUCCUAGAAACAAUUUGCUUUUAUUUUUUAACAGUCAAAACUCAUGAAUGCUUAGCGCUUUAGCCUUUUCAGCCUCCGGGUGGACUUUGGUCUGUUCUACCGAAGAGUCAGUGUGCUGUAGCAGCAGGGCACCGGCUCCUCUGCCUCUCUAGUGGCAAGGCAGGCAGAGCACACAGGGAAGUUUGACUGGAGGGCAACCGGGGUUUAAACAGACUGCAAAACGAGGUAAGAAUUACUUCUCAAAAGAGAGAGCUCAUCUACGUCAGGGAGGAAGCAAAGCUUGUGGUUGUGUUCCUGUGCAUGCAGUCUGUGCUCUCCUGGCGGGAGGGGAGCACGAGUAUUUCCUGCUCUGCUCGAAGUCAGAGCAUAGUUUUGUGAACAUGCACAUGGGACUGCGAUGUCCUGGAUGGGGGAUUUCCACACCGUUACUCCCAGAGCCGUCCUCUUACAAUGGAAGCCCUGGGAGAAGCGGCAAGCCGUGCUGGGGUUCUGCUCAGUGUUACCAUUCGUGCCUGGCAGCGUGCUAGCUCGUGACUCUUCCUCUGGCCGCUCUCCCGGAUAGAUAUUUGGCUGUUCUGGAGUUCAGCUAGAACCAUCUUAGCUAGGGAAGCCUUUUCACCUCUCCAUUCAGAGCUGCCAGGCUGACUCCUGUGUGUGUGAACCCUUCUGAGCCCUGUAAGUGUGUUUACACGGUGUUGCCGAAGGUAGGCGUGCCAUCAGCCUCCGCCCAGGGUUGCAUGAGUUUCUCAGGGCACUGCAUGAUGAGAUGUGAUCCAUCCAUAGGCACCUCAGACUCCCUCCCGUACUUGGCAUCUUUGUCACCAGUGUUGUUGCCGUACUCCCAGCCCUGCAGCUUCGCCGAGAGCCGUUGGGAACAGAAUGAACACGCUGUCCGUGACUGUGUGGUGACGCAAGGAAUGCGCUUGGUCUUCCUUCCCUAAUCACUCCAUGUCCUUUGUCCAACCUUCUGGCUGCUGAGAAGGUCCUUGUGACUUGCCUAAAGUAGCAAGUUCCUUAAAAUUGUAAAUAGCAGAAUCCACGCCACUGAAGCCAUUCAGUCCUGGAUUAAUAUAUAGAGCAAUUUGUCUCCAUACUUUCUAUUUUUGUAUAAGAUGUUAAGGAGUUUAAGCCUUCCACAGAGAAGACAUAUAGUUGGUGGGAUAUUUAAUAGCUGAAACAUUAAAUAUCAGCCAGGCAACUGCAGGAGAGUAGUUUAAUGCAGUGUUAAGGACUAGACAAGAUAUGAAUUUAAUUUAUUAAGAUACAUUUUUAGUGUGAUAACCAGGAUAUUCACCAAAGAGUCACAUUCCUUUAUCCCACUCUGCGUGUCCAGCAUCAGUGUAAAGAUUUGAAUUGUAAGUGGCAUGUCCUGGACUCUGACACAACUUGCCUUCUAGGCAAAGCAAAAUUGUUUCCCGACAACUGGAGCAGAGGAUCUGUAGCUGGACUGUGUUGUUCCUGGCUCUCCACCGACUUGCUAAAUAACCCUGCGCCCUUCUUUGCUCCAGUUUCCCCUUCUGUAGCACCCAGCCAGGUGGGGUGAGUGCAAUUUCGCCUUGCUUUUGUUUCUAGCAAGCAGGUCCUGCCAGAUUUUCUGUUUUACCUCCUUCCUUUGGGAAACUGAGUUGGGGGACAGCAGAUUGCCUCCAGCAAUAAACCAAAAUAUUAUAUUAUUUCAUCUCUUUUACUAUAUAUAGAUAGAGGAUGAAGAGAAUCAGUGAAACAAGCAAUGAGAUUCUAGUUACUUAAAUCAUUCAAACAGAGAGAAAUCUUUAAUCCUAGAGGCUUCCAAGCCAGCUGGAUCAAAGAUGAAAAUGUGUACUUGGAGUUUAUUCAGUGACAGCAAGAGUAGUGCCUUCAGCAAGGAGGAAGGAGGAACCCUUUUAGGGAUAGAAGGAGGAGGAAUGUGCUUCUUGUGCCUUUUUUUGUAAUCCGAUAAUUGUCUUUGCAGAGCAAGCAAGAAUGUGCACACAUCUAUUACUGACUCCUUUUCCAAAUAUAGCUAUAUUCUAAUAAAAUCAAGCAACUUCACAAUAACGCCAGGGCAAAAAGAUUUCCAGUGUCUUCACUGAACAUAUAUAAAAUGUCCUAAUAUUUACAAGGCAGAAAAACAACUAAACCAGCUCAUCUUUUAGCCCCCUAACUUAGGAAUUCGUUGGUUGCUGAUGCCAUUCCGCUUGCGUUGGGGAGCGCCGCUUUCACAUGUGGGUCGGUGACUUGUUUCUGCUGCCAGACGCUGCCUGUACAAGCUCUGCUCUGCCUUUUCCCAGUCCUGAUGGAGGCCUGCGUCAAGGCGAGGGGUCCGCAGAUGCCUUUGAUUGUCUAAUGCCUUGUUGUCUAAUUUGAAACAUGCACUUUGAAGCAGAAAGCCAAAAGUUGUAGCUCUGUGGUGAACAAAGCUGAAACUGGUUAGUGCCACCUGGUUUUAGGAGGCUUUCCUUGUCUGCUAAAUGUCAGCAGAAACCAGCUGUUGGCCCAACUGAACCCAGAAGUCACUUAGAAAUAUAACUAUAUUACUUAGAAGCAACCCAGAACUGUGGUAACUUCCCGUGGGCCGGCAGUGCAAUUGGGAAGUCUCAGUUCUCAAUUGAAAUGGAUCUUAUUCCUGGAUAUGUUUUUGUUCCUGUAUCCCUGUUUUUGAAAUCCAAAACGAUCAAAGUUUUCUCUUUUUUUUCUCCUUGGUAGAGAGUCCCAUUAAAAUUUUUCUGUGCUAUCACCAACGAUCAUCCUUGUAAUCCAGUAGCAGCAAAUUUCUGCUCUGGGUAAUGAAUUGCAUUAAAGUUGGACAGAAGCGUUUGGCAACACUGAUAGCAAAACUCUACAACCAAAGGAAAAAAAAAACCAAACCUUCAGCCCAGGGGAUAAGCUAGUUCAGCUGUAGAAGAUUUCCUGCCUGCUACUUUGAUGCCCUGCUUAGGGAUUUAUACCACAGAAAGCUUUAAAGUUUUUGACAUCCUCUCCAUCAUGUGAUGAGCUAGCUUAUUUUUGAAAUUCCUAUUACUUGAACUGGAAACACGUGCAGGGGAAGGGAGCGUGCGCCCGUUGUCUCGGUUCAGCCUCUGAAACGUUUGCCUGUUUUAAACCAGACAAAUACUUGAGCUUUUUGACACUAGCCAUGACGUUGCACUCCACCGAUGCUUUCUUCUGGAAAUGUGAAUAAAAUUAAUAUAAGUUCAAACCUGACUCGA
Molecule: messenger RNA, 6553 nt
Organism: Gymnogyps californianus (California condor)
Lineage: Eukaryota; Metazoa; Chordata; Aves; Accipitriformes; Cathartidae
Product: lethal(3)malignant brain tumor-like protein 4
Exons: 21
Coding region: 1-2403 (800 amino acids)
Biological process (GO): regulation of DNA-templated transcription
Cellular component (GO): nucleus
Molecular function (GO): protein binding; zinc ion binding
Source: RefSeq, a predicted model, not a curated record